AUGAAAAAUGGCGAGAUCAAGAUCGACCUGCGAGUCACCUCCGAAGAGAUGGAGCUGAUUGGCAAACGAUUCGAACCGCUCAUCACCAUCGGAAGCGAAGAGCUCAGGCUGAAGUGCGAUCACAUCAAGGAGCACUGUGUGAUCUACCUCAAAGAGCCCCACGCCCGAGUCGACUGCCCGAGGGUCAAGAGCUGCGCCGUUUGCCACACCAAGAAGCACCCAACCCAUCAAUGCGACAAAUCGAAGGUUCCUAACGCCCCAUCCAAAGGGAAAGGAGCCCUGCUCUCCAUGGCGGUGGACAAGGAGAACGCAAACAGGGCCAACCAAGAUGCAAAUCUGGCAGACGUGAGCGACCUGCUGGGAAACAAAAGCUCGGCGGGUACCCCGGGAGGAGCGACCGCCUCCCUCGUUGCAGGGGCAGCCGGUGCAAGUACGGCUGCCUCGGUCACGAGCGGAGGUGGGGCGCCCGACCCGGCCAACCGCUCUUGA
This is a messenger RNA of Capsaspora owczarzaki ATCC 30864, 489 nucleotides long. RefSeq lists its product as hypothetical. Bases 1 to 489 code for a protein of 162 amino acids. The transcript has a single exon. Lineage: Eukaryota; Filasterea; Ministeriida; Capsasporidae. The record is from RefSeq and is a predicted model, not a curated record.